Molecule: messenger RNA, 1274 nt
Organism: Pogoniulus pusillus (Red-fronted tinkerbird)
Lineage: Eukaryota; Metazoa; Chordata; Aves; Piciformes; Lybiidae
Gene: GRAP
Product: GRB2 related adaptor protein
Exons: 6
Coding region: 162-947 (261 amino acids)
Biological process (GO): signal transduction; regulation of MAPK cascade
Cellular component (GO): plasma membrane; nucleoplasm; cytoplasm
Molecular function (GO): epidermal growth factor receptor binding; phosphotyrosine residue binding
Source: RefSeq, a predicted model, not a curated record
CUGCCCGACGGCACCGCUGCGCCGUGCGCUCAGCCUGCACCCUCACCGCCCUGCGCCCUCGGAGCCCUGCGCCGUGCGGCAGCCAGCCCCCGGCCAGCCCCGCACCCCCAGCAUGCUGAGCACCUAGGACCCCUUGCCACCACCUGGUGACAGCCAGCACCAUGGAGUCGGUGGCUCUGUACAGCUUCCAGACGACAGCGAAGGACGAGCUGCCCUUUAAGAAAGGAGACACUCUAAAGAUCCUCAACAUGGAAGAUGACCAGAACUGGUACAAGGCUGAGCUGUAUGGCUGCGAGGGCUUUGUUCCCAAAAACUACAUCAAGGUCAAGCCACAUCCGUGGUACGUGGGCAGGAUCUCCCGGCACCUGGCAGAGGAGCAGCUCCUCCAGCGCAAGCACCCCGGAGCCUUCCUGAUCCGUGACAGCGAGAGCACCCCGGGCCACUUCUCCAUCUCUGUCAACUAUGGACAGCAUGUCCAGCACUUCAAGGUGCACAGGGAGAAGAAUGGCAAAUAUUUCCUCUGGGAGGAAAAGUUCAACUCUCUCAACGAGCUGGUGGACUUCUACAGGACAACCACCAUCUCCAAAAAGCAGCAGAUCUUCCUCCGGGAUGAGGACCAAAGCCAGGAGGUGAGGAGACCCAAAUUCGUGCAAGCUCAGUUUGACUUCUCAGGCCAAGAGGGCUCUCAGCUGCCCUUCCUCCGUGGGGACAUCAUCGAGGUCCUGGACUGCCCUGAUCCCAACUGGUGGCAGGGGAAGAUCUACGGGCGCGUCGGCCUCUUCCCCCGUGCCUACGUCCACCCCAUCCGCAAAUGGCGUCCGACAGCGCACGAGGUCCCAGUGCAGCGUGGGUUGUGCUGGAGAUGGACCCCCCAGCCAUGGCUCUUCCUCCUCCCCUGGCCUGGGAGACCUCCACCAGCCUUAGCAUCUCCUCUUGCCGUGGGCUGACAGCCCUGCUCUCCAGGGAACACUGAACCAGGGCCACAAAAACUGUUCCAGAGCCACAGUCCAGUGGGAUGACAGUAAUAAGAGGGAAGAGCAGAUGUGUCCCAAACCUUUGGUCCUCUCCAGACCCUGUAGGCAAAGCCUCAGCUCCAAAGAGGCCUGCAGGCAGCCAGGAUGCAGCCAGGUUUGGUAACUCCACAGAAGGGUGCUGGGGCACAGGGUGCUCAGGGAAGGCUGCUCCCGGGGGAAUCAGUCCUGUGGGUGCUGCAAAUUGUGGUGUUCUUUAAUAGUGCUUUUUAUUUAGAGCUAGUAAAACAUCUUUGGGUGACA